Glossina fuscipes is the source of this 4209-nucleotide messenger RNA. RefSeq names its product ubiquitin carboxyl-terminal hydrolase 7-like. The record is from RefSeq and is a predicted model, not a curated record. Bases 553 to 3897 code for a protein of 1114 amino acids. Gene Ontology annotation, cellular component: cytosol; nucleus. The transcript has 4 exons. Gene Ontology annotation, biological process: protein deubiquitination; regulation of protein stability. Lineage: Eukaryota; Metazoa; Arthropoda; Insecta; Diptera; Glossinidae. Gene Ontology annotation, molecular function: cysteine-type deubiquitinase activity; cysteine-type endopeptidase activity; protein binding.
GGAAAAGCUCACUGUAGUGUGUGUGCUGUGAGACGCAGUUUUAUUAUUUUUUUUUAUUUUUUUAUUUUUUUUUUGAGAAUACUCGCGCACACAAUAAACAAUAGAAGUGUGAUUGAAAAAUUAUUAAGCAUUUUUUUUAACCUUUUGUUUGUUGAUAGUUACGUUGUAUUUUUUUUCAUGGAUUGUUGAAUACAUUUUGGAGAGGAAAAAUUGUUAAAAUAAAUACAUAGCGACCUCGCAGCCAACGUUGCAGAUUGUCGUAUAAUUUUUUUUUAUUGGAAAGGAAGCCGUUUUUGUUGUUAUUUAGCGGUCGUGCCUGUGUUUGUGGCUUGAUACUGUGUGAUUAGUCUUCGCUAUUUAGUGUGUGCGUAUAUGGUAGUGGUGAGUGUAGCGUGUAUGUGUGUUGCGUUAGUACAAAAAUUGAAAACGCCAAAGUAAAACCAUCAAGAAGAAGAAUCAAAGAAAAAUUUGACAGGUAAACUAUUUACACGUUAUCUUGGCUUGGGGAUAAUUCCAGAGGCGAAUAUACAUAGCGGAAGAGUGUCGCCUAACAUGGAAAUUGAGCCGGAUCAGUCAAUGGAAGCAAUGGAUAUUCAAGAAAUGGAUGCUCUACCUGGCGGUGAAUUGCAACACCAACAGCAUUUGAAUAAGUUACAUUUGAGCCCAAAUCCUGGUCAGUUGCCUAAUGAAAAUGGCAAUGUUCCACCACAACAACUGUUAGCUGAUUCGGGAUCUCCUUAUGCUAAUGAACAAGAAAUGGCCGAAGACGAUGACCUUAAAGAGGAUCAAUGUCGUUCAGAGGCAACAUUCUCCUACAUCGUAGAGAAUAUUAUUCAUUUGAAACAACAACAAUUAUCGCCACCCGUUUUUGUGCGCAUGCUACCAUGGAAGAUUAUGGUAAUCCCCAAUGAACGUGCCUUGGGCUUUUUCCUGCAGUGCAAUGGUGAGAAUGAUUCACCUACGUGGUCCUGUAAUGCCAUUGCAGAAUUACGUUUAAAAAGUCACAAACCAGGAGCUAAGCCUUUCACACGUAUGCGUAUUAAACAUUUGUUCUACUCGAAGGAAAAUGAUUACGGGUAUUCCAAUUUCAUUUCUUGGCAAGAAUUGCGUGAUCCCGACAACUAUUAUAUUCACAAUGGAGCCAUUACAUUAGAGGUAUUUGUACACGCAGACGCUCCUCACGGUGUACUAUGGGAUUCAAAGAAGCAUACAGGUUAUGUCGGUCUAAAAAAUCAAGGAGCUACUUGUUACAUGAAUUCUCUCCUGCAAACUCUGUACUUUACCAAUCAAUUGCGCAGAGCCGUAUAUAAAAUACCAACUGAGGCAGAUGACAGUACCAAAUCUGUAGGUCUUUCGCUGCAGCGCGUCUUUCACGAACUUCAGUUCAGUGAUAAACCAGUUGGCACUAAAAAAUUAACCAAGUCCUUCGGCUGGGAAACGCUUGAUUCAUUUAUGCAACAUGAUGUUCAAGAGUUUUUGCGCGUUUUGCUUGACAAGCUUGAAUCUAAAAUGAAAGGCACUAAUCUGGAAGGUACAAUACCAGGUCUGUUUGAGGGAAAAAUGUCCUCAUACAUAAAAUGCAAAAAUGUCGAUUACAAUAGUACACGUUACGAAACGUUUUAUGAUAUACAGUUAAACAUUAAGGAUAAAAAGGAUAUUUUGGAAUCUUUCCAAGAUUACAUUACACCCGAAACUCUAGAAGGCGAUAAUAAAUAUGAUGCUGGCGUUCAUGGUUUGCAGGAGGCAAGUAAAGGCGUACAUUUUACUUCAUUCCCGCCGGUGUUGCACUUGCAUUUAAUGCGUUUUCAAUAUGACCCGGUUACUGAUAGUUCAAUCAAAUAUAAUGACCGUUUUCAAUUCUAUGAGCAAAUCAAUCUUGAUCGAUUCCUGGAGAAGGAAGGUGAUACCAAAGCCGAGUACGUUUUACACGCUGUACUUGUUCACUCGGGAGAUAAUCAUGGUGGUCACUACGUGGUUUUCAUUAAUCCAAAAUGCGACGGUAAGUGGUACAAAUUCGAUGAUGAUGUGGUCUGCAGUUGCAAGAAAAUCGAAGCAAUAGAACUAAAUUAUGGCGGCAUGGAUGAUGAGGUAUCGUUUCAUGCCAAGUGUAGCAAUGCGUACAUGUUGGUUUAUAUACGAAAAUCAGAGAUUAAUCGAAUUUUAAGCGAUAUACCCGAGAAUGAGAUACCUAGUGAGCUAGUCGAACGUCUCGAUUUGGAAAAGCGUAUUGAAAUGGCUCGUCGUAAAGAACGAAGUGAAGUUAAUUUGUAUGUAUCCGUUCAUAUUAUACUUGAGGAGUAUUUUGAAGCGCAACAGAAGCGCCGCCUUUUCGAUUUGGAUAAGAUUCAUCAGCGUUUGUUUAAAUUUAAGCAGACACAAUCUGUUGAGGAAAUGAUGGAACAAUUUGUCAAGUCUUUUUGCGUGCCAAAAGGACGUAUGCGCGUUUGGAUAAUGUACGCGGCUCAGACACAAAAAUUCUUUUACUUUGACUUUCAACGGGAGGGUCAUCGUACCAUUGAGCAAAUCCCCAGUUCCCAAAAACCAUGGGUAAUAUUUCUGGAAUUGGCUCCCCAAGACAAACCUGGCGGUGCACUGCAGCCUUUCGAUCCCAAAAAAGAAGUAUUGAUUUUUUUCAAGUUCUACGAUGCCCGUAACAAGCGACUUAAUUACAUCGGUUGUUCACAGCAACCAUUGGGUCGCCGUCUUAUCGAAAUAGUACCGGAUGUAAAUACUCACUUAGGCUUUGAUAAUGACACGGAAUUAACCGUAUACGAUGAAUGUAAUGAUCGCAAAGUUACAAAUCUAAAUGAGACGUUAGAGAAUAUUCUUGAUUCCCAUCCGGAUAAUACAGAUCGCGGCACUCUUCAGGGCUUCAUAUUAAUUUUUGAGAAAGAUCACACCGAUCCUAAAUUGGAAUUGCCCACGGUCGUUGAUUAUUUUUCAGACUUAGUUUACCGAGUGGAAGUCACAUUUUGUGACAAAGGUAAUCCAAACGAGCCCGAAAUAGUACUCGAACUUUCAAAUCGUUACACAUAUGAUCAAAUGGCUCAAGCAGUUGCAGAACGUCUAAAUACUGAUCCCAACAAAUUACAAUUUUUUACCUGUACUAGCAGUUAUAAAGAUCAACCGGGUACUGCAAUUCAGUAUCAAACCAAGAGUUGCCUGAAGGAGUUGUUGAUGCCUUCGAAGCAAAGCGCCACCAAAAAGCUUUUCUAUCAAAGACUGUCGCUCAGCAUACACGAACUUGACAAUAAAAAGCAAUUCAAGUGCAUCUGGGUUUCAAAUGAUUUGAAAGAUGAAAAGGAGCUGGUACUCUAUCCCAAUAAAAAUGAUACUGUCAAGGGAUUGUUAGAAGAGGCCGCCAAAAAGAUACAAUUCUCUGAAAAUAGUUCGAAAAAGUUAAGAUUACUUAAGGUGAACAAUCACAAAAUUGUGACUGUCUUGAAAGAAGACAUGUCACUGGAAUCUCUUCAAAAUGCCAUGGACCCCAUUGCACCGCAAAGCGCCCAGAAAACAUUUCGUAUCGAAGAAGUGCCUAUGGAAGAUAUACAAUUGGCCGAAAAUGAAAUGCUUAUACCGGUGGCUCAUUACAGUAAAGAGAUAUUUAAUCUAUUUGGGGUGCCUUUCUUGAUUAAGGCAAAACUUAAUGAGCCAUAUGGUGCUCUUAAGCAACGCAUCCAAAAACGUCUCAAUGUACCCGACAAAGAGUGGGAAAACUACAAGUUUGUUAUCAUGGGGAGUAAUACGUCUGAUGUCCAUGAUAAUACACCUGUGGAUUUUGACACUUAUCGCAGUUUUAGUAAGAGCUGGCCACACUUUGGUCUGGAUCACAUUAACAAAUCACGCAAGCGGACGUCUCUAAAUUUUUCUGAGAAGGCCAUCAAGAUUUACAAUUAAAUUAACCCUCCCUGCCCCUCCCUUCUCCCAAACACUAUUAUAUCUUUACUAUAUAUUAAAACGGAUCAAACAAUUAACAGAAAAAAAAAAAAAAAAAAUCCCAACAAAAGUCUAUUUGAAAAACAAAACAAGAAAACAAUAAAUAAAGGAAAAAAGAACAACUACCAAAUUAAAAAGCAGGCCAACAACAGUAUACCGUUAAAUAGUCAGUUAGCUAAGGCUCGUCAUCACCAACAUGCCGAAUAAAAAAAUUAUUGAGUGAGUAAAUAUAAAAGCGAGUAAUUAUGUGGUAGAGAAUUUUAACAAUUCGUU